AUGAACCGUCGGGGGCCAGCGAACACCAUUGCUCCAUUAGCUAGUGUUGUUGAAGCGCUCUUCUCCGUCUUCUUCUGCAACUGCGGUCGCUGGCGUCGUCGUUUCGAGCGACUGUUAUGGCUAACGCCCUUCCCCGACUACCUCGUGUUACAUGGAUCUUCAAAAGUGGAGAUUGAAUGGAUGUUUCAGAUCCAUGGUGAUGUGAAAGAUAUAUACAUGGUGACGAAAAAAGACUCUAGCCGUCAGAAUUUUGCUUUCGUUAGAUUUGUAGGUAUUGCUGAUGAAAGAAGAAUUGAAGAGUCGCUUAAAGGAAUAAGAUUCAAGAACAUAACCUUGAUAAUUAACAAAGCAAAGUUCGACAGGAAAGAUCCCAAAUCCAUAGUCCUUAAUUCAAGGGUAUGUCAUCCUCCUCCUCAUCCUAGACCUUAUUGGCAUCAUGGGGGAUUUCGAGACAAUAGAACAUUUACUGGGGUGCUAGCUAGGAAUGGUGGUUCAAAAUGCCUACUGCACCAAAUAUCCAUUAACACUGAGGUCAUGAUGAAACAAUGGAAGAAUAAUGAGCUAUCUCUAAUUGGGAAAGCACACAAUGCAAAACACCUAAACAUUAUACCCUCUACUGUUAACUUGGGAGAUGAUGAUUCUGUAAAGGGUGAAUGGUUUGCAUGGGUGGACAAUGUUGUAAAUGUCAACAUUGAAUUCGAACGGAUAAUAUGGGUCAAAAUUGUGGGGUUACCAUUCGAUCUAUGGGAUGAGAGUAACAUCAAUAACAUUGGAAGUCAGUUUGGGGAGGUGGUUAUCCCAUUCGAGUUCUUUUCAGCAUUCAGGGACUUCUCAAUGGCGAAAGUAUGCAUUAUGACAAAAUCCUUGAAGAAAGUAAAUAAAGAAAUUGCUAUCCCGGGUGGCGAUCGUAUGGUCAAAAUUGGGAUCAUUGAAAUGAACGAAUCAUGGAGUCCUUUCAAGAAGCAGACCUCAGAGGAUAAUUGGUUGGACGACCUACCUGAAUCCGACGAGGAAGACCACCUGGGUGUUCCUAAGACAGAUAAUCAGAAUGAAGACGAUGUUUUGGAAGAAAGAGAAAUAGGAAUGGAUAUAGAGACGAGAAUAGUUGCAAAAUUUGUUAUACAAUCACCGAAAAAUCAUCUUCGGCCACCGGUGUUGCCAUAA
Lactuca saligna is the source of this 1164-nucleotide messenger RNA. NCBI's taxonomy places the organism in Eukaryota, Viridiplantae, Streptophyta, Magnoliopsida, Asterales, Asteraceae. The record is from the annotation of a GenBank genome assembly.